CGCCCUACCCCACCUAACCCCACGCCUCUCUCGCAUCUUCUGAUCUAAUCCAAUAACGCACAACGAGCGGAGGCCGUGACCAGAAGGGGACGCCAAUCCGCACGCCUUCUCGGAUUUCGCACCGAGUUCAUCAUCCGUGUCCGAGGGCGGGACAUUUUCCGCCGCAAGCGAGCGAGAGAGCCCAGAGCGAUGGCAGAUAAGGGAGCGGAGGCGAUGACGGAGACCACACCGACCGCGAAGGAGAAGCCCGAGGUCGUGUCGGUGGAACUCCCGGCACCCUCCGGCUGGAAAAAGAAGUUCACUCCAAAGAAGGGCGGGACUCCCAGAAGGAAUGAGAUAGUUUUUAUUUCACCUACCGGUGAGGAGAUUAAGAAUAAGAAACAGUUAGAUCAAUACCUAAAGUCUCAUCCUGGAGGUCCAUCUUCAUCUGAAUUUGAUUGGGGAUUUGGUGACACUCCUAGGCGCUCUGCAAGAAUCAGUGAGAAGGCAAAGGCAUCGGAAACCCCAGAAAGCGAGCCACCAAAGAAACGAGAAAGAACAUCGAGUUCAAAGAAGGGAGCAAAAGGGAAAAAGGAUGUCGGAGAUGGAGACAAUGAAGCUCCUGGAGAAAAAGACACUCCUGUGGUAGAAGCAGAAGGUGGUGCAGAUGUUGGGAUGAAAGAGAUCAAGGAUGAUGUGGGCAAGGUGAAAGAAGAUGCUGCUGCUCCAGAAGUUGUGGCCAAUGAGAGUGCUGUUGAUGAUAUGGAGACAAAAGAGGAGGGUGCUGGACCAGAAACUAUAGAGAACAAGAAUGCUUUUGAGAAAGAUUUGGUCGAUAACCCAAAGGAAGAAGAAGUGAAGAGUGAGGAGAAAAAUGUGGAUCCAGCUAGGUCAAUCGAGUAUAAUGCAUCUGUGCCGGAGAGAGAUGAAGAAAAGCAUGAGGCAGAAAAGGAGAACCCUGUGAGUGCUGAAGUGCAACCUCCUCUAUCUGGCCCUACCAUAGAGGCAUCAGCUGAGGAAGAAGUCAAGAAUGAAGAUGUCAUGCCUCUGAACUGCAGCCGCAAGGAUGAACUGGGAGACUCGAUUUCCAAGGAAGUGCACUCUAUCAAUCAUAAUGAGUCGCAGCAUCCACCCAAGGCUUCCCCUGUUAACUGUUAGAUCUUACAGUUUCUAGGGCUGCAGUUCUGUUUCCUAGCUUCUUGAAGCCGGUCAUUUAGUUGAUUGUAUGCCAUGAUCACAGUUUAGGUAUUGUAACUUAUGCUUUAAUCGCUAUGUAUGUGCUAUUAGGUUCUGCUGUUGUUGUCAUUGUCGUCAUGUUUUAACCCAUUCAUCCUAACAUGUGAACUCAUUUUACUUAACAUGUUAUAGUAUUUUGCUGUUGUAUCACUUUUGUGAAUGGGAUGCAGAACUUUUAGACCUUCA
Molecule: messenger RNA, 1401 nt
Organism: Elaeis guineensis (African oil palm)
Lineage: Eukaryota; Viridiplantae; Streptophyta; Magnoliopsida; Arecales; Arecaceae
Molecular function (GO): DNA binding
Source: RefSeq, a predicted model, not a curated record